Saccostrea cuccullata (small rock oyster) is the source of this 2359-nucleotide messenger RNA. RefSeq lists its product as uncharacterized. The coding region runs from base 156 to 1793 and encodes 545 amino acids. Lineage: Eukaryota; Metazoa; Mollusca; Bivalvia; Ostreida; Ostreidae. The record is from RefSeq and is a predicted model, not a curated record. The transcript is spliced from 5 exons.
GUUUAAAGGGUUUGGGAAUUUUACAACUUUCAAAAGACGAUUUUGCUGUUCCAGAAAAAAGAAUCACCAUUGUCGACUUUGCAGGACAGUGUGCCUAUUAUGCCUCACACCAGAUUUUUCUGAGUCCACGGGCAUUCUUUAUCCUGGUGCUCAAUAUGGAGAAGAAGUUUGAUGAUAAGGUUGGAGAGGAAGUGUGUAGUCAGGCAGGCUCCAUUUACCAGGGUUGGACACACAGAGAUUAUCUCACAUUUUGGGCCAAAUCCAUUCAUCAAUACAGCAGUGAGAAGGCCCCCGUUAUACUUGUAGCUACUCAUGCUGAAAAAAAGACAGAAAAGGAGAAAACAGAUUUUUUCCGUGAGGUAUGGAAGACUUUGGAAAUGAAAGACAAGUCAUUGCAAAAGCAUCUUGACAAAUCAAUGAUGUUUGCAGUAGGAUUUCAUGACAAUAAAUGCAUUAAGAAAAUCAAACGUUCAAUUUCUGAUACUGUUCAACAGCUUGAUUACUGGGCUGAAAAGCUCCCGCUCUCAUGGGCUAUUUUUGAAAAGUUCUUCCAAGAGAAGAAAUACCUCAAAAUAAUAAAGAAAGGGAUACUUCGGGCUUUCAAUGAGGCACUGCCACAAGAAAUAAAAUUGGAAACGAUCGAGGAUAUUAAUAUCAUGCUCCUUUUUUUCCACGAUUUCAGAGAAAUUUUGUAUUUUAAUCAAGAAUUGCUGAAAGAAAUAAUUAUUCUUGAUGUUCAGUGGUUUGCAGAUGCAUUCAAAAAUGUCAUCACUGAUAAAAACCAUGCAGAGGAGGACUUAUUUGAGUUUGCAACAGAAUGGGACCAAUUCAAUGAGACGGGGCAACUGACUGACACGUUGUUGUCUGCAAUAUGGAACAAAAAGAGUUUAAAGAAUAAGGAGUACCUUGAACACAAGGAAGAUAUCAUGCUCUACAUGGGAAGACUUGGACUUUUAGCUAAAUUAGGUGACAACAAAUGGUAUGUUCCCUGUAUGAACAAGAGACCAUUUCCUGCUAAAAGCUUUGCAUCAUACCCUGCCUCCUCCAUUCUCUGUUAUGUAUUUGAUGUUCUUCCGGCUGGCAUUUUUCAGCGUCUCAUAACAAGUUGCAUGCAAAUUCCAUGGAAGCUGAAUUCAAAUAGUGAUGAACUUUGCAUUUACCAAACAGUGGCUGUGUUCCUUUAUGAGAACCAUAACAUUCUGAUUGGAAUGACACGAACAGAAAUUCAGUUACAAGUAUUUGUACUAGAAGGAGAAGUAGAUAAAUCAACAUCUCAACAAGUAAAGAGGAAAAUUGACGACAUAUUAAAAAUUCUUUCUGAAACAUUCCACGCAGAUUCUAAAUAUGCACUCGCUUUCAAAUGCAAAGAUACAGGAUUUUGUGAUAACAAAGAAAGUUCUGUGAUCAACGAAUCAGAAUUUACAAAACCAGCCUUUCAAUGUUCUUCCUGUGCAAUAGAGAGAAAGCACAUCAUCAACUCAAAGAAAAUCACCAAGUAUUGGAGACAGGAACUUGACAAUGAAGCAGAAAUAUCUCAAGCCAUGGGAACCAGUGAAGUUUUAUCUUCGGGAAGUAAUGUACAUAGUGAGUCACAUACCAAAGAUAAUUUUGCCAAGAUUCUAAAGUUACUGCAAAUUGCAACUGAUGCAGUAAGAAUCUGCUUUGAUAAAUUCUUCCCUAAUGAGGAUUUAGAAAAGACUCUGAAAGAAAAUGAAACAGACAUAAGAAGAGGACAGUUCCGAUUCCAACCUCCUCAACUGGAGAUCCUUUUCCCUCCUCAAGGUACCUCCUGAAUUUUUUUUAUGUUAAAAUACUAAAUGCAUCUAUUUUCUACUCUUUUUGAUGUAUCUGUAUUCAUGCCCCGCCGAAAUAUGGCUGAAGAAUACUUGGCGUUAAACAAUAUUCAAUCAAUCAAUUUAUUCAUGUCACAAGAUCGAGUAACUAGUACUCCAUUUUUUUUUUAAUAAUCUUUCCUUGUUGUAAUUUGACUGUUGUCUUCUGUGUUCUUUAAACCUUUCUCUGUUUUCACCGGAAUAAUCUAUUGAAGAUUAAUGCUAAGGGUAAAAGACAACAAUGAUUGUUAGAUUAAGGAGAAAUCAAUUUUUCGAAGGGUUCCUUGUGAAAAAAGUGCAAAAAAUAAAGCAUGAUGUUAUUUUAAUUCCUAGAGAAAAAAGAUAAAAAUAUAAUGCCGAAAAUUGACAUUGUGUAGCUUUAAGUUCAAUCAGGUCAUGGUUCCUGUGGUCAGGUGAAGUAGCAAUACAGUUUUAUACUUUUAUGGGAACUAAGCAAAUAAAAAUCUUCACAAGAACAGCUGAACAACAAAAAGACGUAUUGAUUGCAAAGUACAUUAGAGCAGUAG